Rana temporaria (common frog) is the source of this 4494-nucleotide messenger RNA. RefSeq names its product WD repeat and HMG-box DNA binding protein 1 (gene WDHD1). Gene Ontology annotation, molecular function: chromatin binding; protein binding. Gene Ontology annotation, biological process: mitotic cell cycle; DNA repair; DNA-templated DNA replication. Bases 172 to 3549 code for a protein of 1125 amino acids. The transcript has 26 exons. Gene Ontology annotation, cellular component: nuclear replication fork. The record is from RefSeq and is a predicted model, not a curated record. NCBI's taxonomy places the organism in Eukaryota, Metazoa, Chordata, Amphibia, Anura, Ranidae.
ACGCAGACGCCUGGAAACCGCGGCAGUGGCCUCUGAUUGGCUGGCGGCAAUGACGGCGGAGGGGGGAGGAGGAGUUUCCCGCCAGCUGCUGCUUACCAGGUUUCCCGCGAAAGUUGAAAGCGAGGAUUGCCGGGAGAGUGCUGAGGACGUCUCCGCCUUCCAUCUGGGAUCAUGCCUGCCGAGAAGAAACUGAUGCGCUACGGACACCCCGAGGGCCACACCGAUGUCAGCUUCGAUGAUAGUGGAAGUUGUAUAGUGACUUGCGGCAGUGAUGGCGACAUUCGUAUCUGGGAGGAUCUUGAUGACGAUGACCUGAAGUCCUUCAAUGUUGGAGAAAAGGCCUACUCCUUCGCUUUAAAAAACGGGAAGGUGGUCACUGCCGCCUCCAACAACGCAAUACAGCUUCAUACAUUUCCCAGCGGGGACCCGGACGGAAUACUGACGCGUUUCACCACCAACGCCAAUCAUGUCGUUUUUAACAGCGAUGGGACAAGAAUCGCAGCGGGCUCCGGUGAUUUCUUGGUGAAGGUGGUGCAGGUGGAGGACAGCAGCGUGCAGAAGACGUUACGCGGACACGAGGCGCCGGUGCUGAGUGUUUCUUUCGACCCCAAAGAAGAUUAUUUGGCCUCCGCCAGCUGCGACGGGUCGGUGAGAAUCUGGAAAAUUGAUGAUCAGGUUUGUGAAGCCAGCCUCCCUCUGCUGAAAAAAUGCAGCGAUGUGAUCAACGCCAAAUCCAUCUGCAGAUUAUCUUGGCAGCCCCGGAGCGGGAAGUUGCUUGCGAUCCCGGUGGAGAACGCCGUUCACUUUUAUGAGCGGGGAACUUGGAAGAGCAGCUUCUCCUUGUCUGAUAAUUUUAUUACUCAGCCUGUGAAUGUGGUCACCUGGUCUCCCUGUGGACAGUACAUCAUUGCGGGAAGCAUUGACGGCUGUAUGGUGGCCUGGAACGUGGGUACCAGAGCUUGUUUGGAAAGGGUCAAGCAUGAGAAGGGCUUCACCAUCUGCGCUCUGGCCUGGCACCCUAAACUGGCACAGGUUGCCUACACUGAUAACGAGGGAAAUCUGGGAAUGCUGGAGAAUGUCUGCCAAGACGCUGCAAAGUCCACCGGUAAGAAGACCUCCUCUGCCGCCACCAAGGAUUACGAUGCGUUGUUUGAUGAGGAUGGCGACGAUGAAGACUUCCUGAACACGGACAUGAUCGGUAACGAGGACGAUGAUGAUAACUUUGUCCCCAUAUCGGGCCGGCCCAGAACCCGCGCCAUCCUGGACGACGAUGACAAUUCUUUAGAUGUCCCGUCUCUAAAGUCCGCCGUUGUGGAGAAGCCCGGCGGGGCCGAUGAGGAUGACCGGUCCACCAUCGCAGAUCCAGUUCCAUCUUUCCCUUCGAAGCCGGUUUAUAGCGGGCCGAUGCCAACGCCACCGCAGAAACCCUUCCAGCCGGGCUCUACCCCGACCCACCUCAUGCACCGCUUCAUGAUGUGGAAUUCCAUCGGAGUGAUUCGCUGUUAUAAUGACGAUCAGGACAACGCCAUCGACGUGGAAUUUCACGACACCUCCAUACACCACGCCAUGCACCUCACCAACACCCUGAACCACACCAUAGCAGACAUGUCCCAGGAGGCCGUGCUCCUAGCGUGUGGGGGCACCGAGGAGCUGGCAAGCAAACUCCAGUGCCUGCACUUCAGCUCCUGGGACAACAGUAAGGAUUGGAUGGUGGACAUGCCCAAAGGAGAAGACCUGCAGGCCGUGUGUCUGGGCCUGGGAUGGGUGGCCUGCGCUACCAGCGCCCUGCUGCUCCGGAUCUUCAGUGUGGGCGGAGUUCAGAAGGAGAUCCUCAGCCUUCCGGGGCCCGUGGUGUGCAUGGCGGGACACGGCGAGCAGCUCAUCCUGGUCUACCAUAGAGGUACGGGGUUUGAUGGAGAGCAGUGUCUGGGGGUGCAGCUCCUGGAGCUGGGGAAGAAGAGGAGGCAGGUCCUGCAUGGCGACCCUCUACCCCUGUCCAGGAAAAGUUACCUGUCCUGGCUCGGCUUCAGUGCAGAAGGGAGUCCGUGUUCUGUGGAUUCGGAGGGGGUGGUGCGGCUGCUGAACAGAGGAUUGGGGGACACCUGGACGCCGGUGUGUAACACCCGAGAACACUGCAAAGGAAAGUCCGAUCAUUACUGGGUGGUGGGUCUGCAUGAGAACCCGCAGCAGCUCAGGUGCGUUCCGUGCAAAGGUUCCAGAUUCCCCCCCACCCUCCCCCGUCCCGCCAUGGCUAUUCUACCCUUCCAGCUUCCGUAUUGUCAGAUCACCACAGAGAAGGGGCAGAUGGAGGAACAAUACUGGAGGUCACAAAUCUUCACCAAUUACUUUGACCAUCUGUCUCGGAGUGGAUACGAAUGGGAUGAGAACGCCAAGAUGGAGGUCCAGAAGGAGCAGCAGGAACUCUUAAUGAAGAUGUUUGCGCUCUCCUGCAAACUGGAGCGUGAAUUCCGCUGCAUGGAGCUGGCGGAGUCCAUGACUCACAACGUGAUGAGCCUCGCCAUUAAGUACGCCUCGCGCUCCAAGAGACUAAUCCUAGCCCAGCGGCUCAGCGAGUUCGCCCUGGAGAAGGCGGCCGAGCUGGCGUCUGCACAGGAGGAGGAAGAAGAGGAGGAGGAGGAGGAAGACUUCCGGAGCAAGCUGAAUGCCGGAUACAGCCGGACGGCCACAGAAUGGGGCAACUCACGUGCCAAACAACCGGAAGAAGUGCGAGACGCGGAGAUGGAGGGCGAGGAGGGAGAGGAGGAGGAAGUGGAGGCGGAGGAGGAAACCCCCGAGCCCCCCAGACUGGGCAGAGCAGCUUUGAAUCCUUUUAACAAAAACGUUGCCUCCCCGGAGCAGCCAACCGCCAAAUCCGGUGCGAUUGUAUCCAGCAAUCAAGGCAGAGUGAACCCCUUCAAGGUAUCGGCCAGUCAGAAAAGCCCGGCGUUGGCAGGAAACUCGUCUCGCAUUCUGGAUAAUAUGAGUAAAUUCAGUAAGAAGCCCCCGGCCGCCUCCUCCAGCCCCGCCUCCUCCUCCUCCUCCGGGAAGACAGACUCGGUGGUGAUCAAGCCUCUGGCUCCGAGGACUAAAUCCAAGCAGGGUCAGGCUACGUUAUUCCAAAGCAUCCAAACCAAAUCCACGCCGAAGAAUUCUCCCGCUAAUGUGAGACCCGCCCACAUCUCUUCUCCGGCCGCAACUCCAGAGAACAAAGAAGUCAAAAAACCCAGGACCGGCUUCCAGCUGUGGCUGGAUGAGAAUCGGCAGAGUAUUACAUCGGAGAAUGCUGAGCUGGAGGAAUCGGACAUCAUUAAGGAAGGCAUGAGCCGCUUCCGGGCCCUGACCAAUGAGGAGAGGAUGAUUUGGACGGAGAAGGCCAAAGGAGACGAUUCCGGAGACUCAAAGAAGAGGAAGCGAAUGGCGCAGGAGAACCAGGAAUCGGCGGAAGGCCCAAAAGAAGAGAUCCAAGACUCCGGGGCUUCUAAAAAGCGCAAACCUCUCGACCAAUCCACAAACAAGAAACUGUCCGCCUUCGCCUUCAACAAGGAUUGAGGGAGCCGAUGCAGAAAGACCGGUCCGGGCGCUCGGCAAGGACCGGACUGGCCCCUCCCCCUAAUGCUGCUCGAUCCUGACGGCUCAGUCACAGGUGUGUCGUUCAUAUCGGAUGCAGCCUUCUGGAUGAUUUAUACCGAUCGUUCGCUGGAGAAGCCCUCAGUUAAGAGGCUCGAUCGCUCAUAAUAAACGUUAUCAAAUCUCUAUUCCAUUUGCAUGAAGCGGGGGAGGGGUCAGGGCCGAAGUAUAUUUUGGAGGUUUUUAACCUUUUUGCUCGCCUGAAAUUGUUCUGAUAAAAGCUGCAUUCAGAGUCAGAUUUACACGAUCGUUCUUUAGAGGUUGAUCGUUAUGCGGAAUGUUGUAGUUCAUAGCAACCCAAUUUUACUGUAGCAGGAAAAAUAUCCCAUGGGCCGCACAUUAAAGCAAACGCGCUGUGAUAGAGCCUCAGCCAGGCCACACUCCCAACAUAUUAAGCUCCACCCCUCAGGACUUAAUCAUGGAGCGCAACGCGUUGAGGGUGGAGCCCAAGCUGAGGCUCCCAUAUACUCAUUGUGGGUUUGCUGGCUGGGCUCCAGCCAGGCCACUCCCCUAACACAUUUCCCACACCCCUCGGGGCCUAAUCAUGCGGAUUAAGCUCUGAGGGGGGCGAAGUGAAACACGCUGAAGGUGUAGCCUGGCUGGAGCUACAGCAUGCAGUGGGUUUGCUGGCUGUGCUCCAGCCAAGCCACUCCCCCCAACACGUUUCCCUCCACCCCUCAGAGCUUAAUCAUGAGGAUUAAGCUCUCCAAAAGGCGGAAUUAAAGGGCGUGGCCUAGCCGUAGCUGAGGCUGCCACAUACAGCCGGUUUGCUGUCUGUGCUCCAGCCAGGCCACUCCCCCCAACAUGUUUCCCUCCACCCCUCAGAGCUUAAUCAUGGGGAUUAGGCUCAGAGGGGUAGAACCACAC